AUGAAGGCGACACUCAUCGAAAUCACCACACGAGAGAAUCUCCGUAGAGCUCAGGCUCAAUGCUCUCGCCAUAUUAGCGCCAUCUACUUCCCAUUCUCAAUUCAUACCCAACUUGAAGAAAGCUUCCCGGAAAGCCCAGUCAGAGUCUUUGUCUAUCCAAACAUCUCGCAUCCGAAAAUGUUCUUCAUGUUCAAAAAUAACGAGUAUAUCAAACCAACUUUGGCUCUGGCUCAAGUUUCCGGAACCAGCAUGAACCGUCUGGAGCUGAUCGAUCUGCUCCACGAGUUUCGAACACGUGUAUUCGGCGCCAAGCGUCAACCUCAUCUUGUGAUUGCCGAGGAACACCUCAUUAAAAUGUACGGAGUCGCUAUGCGCAUGUCUUCCACCGAUUGGACCAACAAUGAUCUCAGACUCUCUCUCUUCUACAUGACAGAGACCCAGAAAAAUCUUGCCCUCACAACCCCUUUGCCAAAUGUCCCAAAGGGAUAUUACUACGACGAGAUCGAGCCAACCGAGGAGGCUGAAAUUGUUAACAACACCUGGAAGCAUGCAGGAGCCGGCGAUCUCGAACAAACAAUGGCUAAAUUGCUUAGAUUACCUUCGUCAUGCAUUCGUUUCAACGGGAAGCCGGUCGCUUUCGAGAUGAUCGACCCUGCUGGCUUUUUCAACAACCAGUAUGUUUUCGAGGAUCAUCGCAGAAAGGGACUUGGGAAUGCAGUGGAGAUGGAUUUGAUUCACAAAACUUUAAGCCUCGGGUUUUCACCAUUCAAAACGGUUGCCAAAGAUAACAAGAUUGUUUUGGACGCUUCAGUUGCCAACAAGUUGUGGACCAUGUGGAGCGACGAAGACGGAAACGCCAAAACUGUUGUUUUCCAGACAUGGCAUUGCGUUUGA
Molecule: messenger RNA, 894 nt
Organism: Caenorhabditis remanei
Lineage: Eukaryota; Metazoa; Nematoda; Chromadorea; Rhabditida; Rhabditidae
Exons: 8
Coding region: 1-894 (297 amino acids)
Cellular component (GO): mitochondrion
Molecular function (GO): glycine N-acyltransferase activity
Source: RefSeq, a predicted model, not a curated record